Triplophysa dalaica is the source of this 2100-nucleotide messenger RNA. RefSeq lists its product as uncharacterized. Bases 308 to 1978 code for a protein of 556 amino acids. Lineage: Eukaryota; Metazoa; Chordata; Actinopteri; Cypriniformes; Nemacheilidae. The record is from RefSeq and is a predicted model, not a curated record. The transcript is spliced from 5 exons.
AGCACUGAUCGAUCUGUUUGACAGUGCAGACGGGAAGGACACUCUGGGAGUUCCUCUGCUGGACCACGAACGGAUCCGGCAGAUUUGGAAAGAACAGCAGAAGCACGUGCAGUGUAUCCAAGACCCAGAGAACUUUCCACUCUACAUCAGGAAGGGGACACUGAAGAAAGGUGGCGUGGAGCUCUGCUGCUACAGAUGUGCCCGUGGCUCUACAUCCUUGGAGUCAUUCCACCUCCACCUGAACCGAUUUAUUCCAGGAACCAGUGCCAGUGAUGCGCAUUUUCAGGCCUAUCUCCUCGAGGGCUUGAUGCGUUGGAAUGAUGACCGGAUGGAAGACGCCAUAAAAGGAGCAUCCUCCAUCCGGUCAUUUGGCAGUGCCAUGAAAGAGGCUGUGGAGCGGCUUAGCCCAACAGUCUUUGGGAAGCCCUGGGAUGAGCGCUAUCGCCCUCCUGGAGCAUAUACAGGUGAGUUGCUGGGAAUGGAGUAUCUUUACAGCCAGACUGGCAAAACACUGACUCCAGUGCUCCAGAACCCCGAAGAGGAAGACAGGCUGGUGGAUGAAGUCAAUGACCAGGACCUGCAAGAUGAGGGAUUUGGGGAAGAGAUAACUGAGGACAUCACAGUUCCAGUGCUGUAUGAGGAUGAACCCUGCCGUGAUCUCGUGAUCAGCCCCUCAUCUUUGCCUCUGCCUCGGUCUCCAACAUCACUGGCUGAGCCAUCCACAUCUUCUGGUGGAGAAGGACAGCAUCUUGCCCCUUUAGUGCUGUCGCAGCCACCUGACACUGGAAGCAGUCUCUCCACUGAAGCUCAGGGCGCAGUCAUUGGACCCGAUGGCAUCGCUGGUUGGGACAAGGUUCAGGAUUUGGCUGGUUACCUGGUGAGCCUUAGUGAGGCUCCUUACCUCACUGAUCUGCAGGUGACCGAAGCCAUUCAGCUAUGGACAGCUCUCCCUGACAUUGACAAACAGCGGGUCAACUAUCAGCCUCGACAUCAGCCUCAGCUGACACAUGGGCGCUUUAAGGCACCGAAGCAGUCAGGAGUCACACCGGGUGUGGAGAGUGUCAAACGGUGUCUGAUUGGACAUCCUGGGGGUCCAGCACAGUGGCCCAGCACCAGCCGCUUGGUUGAGGCCAUUUGUAUAAAGCUGUGUGCUUUACACAAGUCACCAACCAAGAAGUCCGGAGUUAGCAUCCCCAGGUGGUCUAAAAUCCUCUCAGAUUACCACCACAUCCGAGACCUGGUCCUCAACAGUCGCAGGCUGAUGGAUGAAACAAUAAUCCAGCUUUUUGAGCUAAACCAGAGGACACUCAUUCAGUGGUUUCAACGGCGGCAGAAGAAUCAGGAAAUGAGUGUCCUCGCUCAGGGACUGACUCCACCUGACCCAAUUGCUGUGGCUGAUAUGCAGCUUCCUCCGCCAAGGGAAAAAUUGAAUGAAGCGCCAUCGACAUCAGGUCCAAAGCAUAAAUUCAUCCUUCCGCCAAAUCGAGAAGGACAGGCUCCUCGUUUGCGACCAGGUCGACGGCCCGCUGCUGCUAACAGGGAGUGCCCCAUCGCAGCUGCCCCCACAGCAUCAGGAGAUGUGCAGCCCAUUUCUGCACCUGGGUCAUUGAUGGGCACACUAGUCCUUAACCCUGACAUGACUGUGUCAAUGGUGAUUCCGUCUUCUGGUGCAGGCACAGCUCUGCCUGCUCCUGUGUCUGCUGCUUCUGUGUCUGCUGCUCCUGCAUCCCGUUACACCCAAAGGAAUAGGCGCCGGCGGGCGCAAGAGAUGGAAAGUGGAGUUUGUAAGAGGAAGUAUCUGCGGGGGGUUAAUUUUAACAAGUGCAGCAAAUGUGGGCAGCCCAAAACUAAGGAGUUUGGACAUAGCCGGUAUGGUAGUGCCACAUUUUGCUUGCAUGCUUCAAAUGGCAAAUCUUUAGAAGAUUGGUUGGCAGAACAGCGCCAGCAAAAUAAACCCCAAACUCCACCUCCUCAAUAAGUUUCAACUUUCCUGUAUAUAUUUCAUGGGCCAACUCGUUCAUAUUGUCCUGUAUAUUUGUUGUGUAUAUCAAAGGCCCAAGCGUUCAUAUUCUUCUGUAUGUAAAUAUAUAAAUAUGUGUG